AUGGCUAACGCAGGGCAGACACCAUUUCCUCUCCUCUCUCUCCCACCAGAGCUUCGCCUAAUAGUAUACGAGAAUAUACCACGCGAACGCAAAUACAUCAAACUCCGAAGCAGCUUUCGGGAUUUCCGCUAUCCCCACUACAUCAUCCUGCCUAUUGGCACAGUCUCCACCAGCCUAUUGGCAUCAAGUGGGAUCAUUCACGGGGAAGCCAGCAGCAUCGUUGACUCGGCAGUCAACGAUUGGCUCCUCGAAGUAAGACCCAGGAUCACCUGCUCGUUCGAGGCGAUCGUCUCCGGGCACUUUUACGAUUUGCUCGAGUUGCUUUGCGAGCAAACCUCCCGAUUCAUGAGGGAUGCACGCCGAAGAUUCUUGGAGCAAAUCCUCGACACCAAGAGGAAUGUGGCCCAAAGGGUCCAUUACCUCAACAUAAUCGCCCACCAACUCGCCCACGGCGAAGCAACCUUCGACCUCGCGGUCGUUCUGCCGAGUGGUAUGACUACAAGCCAAUACUACGAUUACCAGGAGCACCUGGGGCCCCUCGGGGAGCUUUUACGCAGAUUCCCAGGCAUCAAGAUGAGGAUCGUGAGCCACUUGCAGUGGAACAGGCGGCUCUGGAAGUUGGAGCACGCACAGGACCAGCGGGCGGAGUGGAUCACCAGCCUCAUGGAGGCUUGGUAUCCCUCCCAGAUCGAGUCGAGGCUGGAGGCGGGAGGAGAUGGCGACCAGCUCGCUGAGCUGAUAGCUCUUCCUGGCUUCAACAAUCUAUCACCAGAUAGUAUUUCUACUUACAUCAACCUCAUGGAGCUGAUUCAAAAUCAAGCGCUUGGAUAG
This is a messenger RNA of Aaosphaeria arxii CBS 175.79, 831 nucleotides long. RefSeq lists its product as uncharacterized. The transcript has 3 exons. The coding region runs from base 1 to 831 and encodes 276 amino acids. Lineage: Eukaryota; Fungi; Ascomycota; Dothideomycetes; Pleosporales. The record is from RefSeq and is a predicted model, not a curated record.